UCGCAGGCGGAUUCGCGGCUCGGGCGGACACGCGGCUCUCUGUGCCCUCUUGGUUUUCCUGCUCCCGGCCUCCGGUCUUCAACUCCACCAUGGCUCCUAAAGGCGGCUCCAAGCAGCAGUCCGAGGAGGACCUGCUUCUUCAGGAUUUCAGCCGCAACCUGUCGGCCAAGUCGUCGGCGCUGGUUGUAUUGGCGAAUAUGGCAUAUGGAUCUUAUUCAGUCUGCUGUUCUCUACAGUGUGAUGACAUUAGUAAGCACUUACUUGGUAGCCUUUGCAUACAAGAAUGUAAAGUUUGUCCUGAAGCACAAAGUAGCACAGAAGAGGGAGGAUGCUGUUUCCAAAGAAGUGACUCGAAAACUUUCUGAAGCUGAUAACAGAAAAAUGUCUCGGAAGGAGAAAGAUGAAAGAAUCUUGUGGAAGAAGAAUGAGGUUGCUGAUUAUGAAGCCACAACAUUUUCCAUCUUCUAUAACAACACUCUGUUCCUGGUUUUGGUCAUUGUUGCUUCCUUCUUUAUACUGAAGAACUUCAAUCCCACAGUGAACUACAUUUUGUCUAUAAGUGCUUCAUCUGGACUCAUCGCUCUCCUCUCUACUGGCUCCAAGUAGACUGUGGAGCUUGGCCCCCUGCCUUUGUAUCUAUGGGUGGCCUGUGGUGUAUGGAAAAGUAACAGGGUGGCCAGGUUGGGAGACACACAAGAUGUUUUUAUAGUCUGGAGUUUGAGGGUUUAAAAAUGCAAUAGAAUGUAAUACAGUGUUUGUUUAUUGGCUCUUUUUGACAGAUUGUUGAAAUUAAAUGAGUUGAAAGGGAAACUCAGAGUACCGGGACAUUUAUUAAAUGGCAAGAAGUCUUGCAAUGUGUUCUAAUCACAAGAGAAGAAAAUAACUUGUUUCCUACAUCUGUCAGAGGUCAUGGUAACCUGGACUGAGCUGUUAUUAUUUAUAAUAGGAGGAAGAAGUUAAUGACUAGUUCUCUAUGUUCCAAGCACAAUAUUACAACUUUUGACUGUAAAUCUCAGAGUGAAUCCUCUUCCCAAGGGAUUAAACAGAAGUCUCUGAGUUUGUAAUUUAUAAUAACUCAAAAACAUGGCCUCUCCAACUUGAGGGAGAGAAACUUGCAGUUGAUUUUUUUCUUUUUUUUUAGGAAAGGCAGCCAAGGUAGUAACCUAAAAAUAGUACCCAGCCUAUGAGUGUUGGCCUGUGAAGCUACAGCACACACUGUUCAGCUGUAUGGCUUUGGCCCUGGGCUGCCAGGGAGGUCAGCUUGACCCUGCCAUAUUGGUUUGAUGUGUGAAGUCACUAGAAUCAUUGUUUUCUGUGACCAGGCUCUCAGCACUAUAGGCAGAAUAUUAAGUGAGAAAGCACUUCUUUCCUGGUUAUUGACACAUGAGAGACCAGAAGAAUUUUUUGUGAACUUAGUCCUGGAAUUCAGUGAACUCUCCAAGGAAUUUACAGUGGUUUAAAAGGGUUGUCAGCUUUUUUUUUUUUUUUUUUUUUUAAAUGAGGACUCUAAUAAAUUUGUUCCCCUUUGCCCAGGGUUCCUGUCAAUUGUGAACAAAUGCUGAUCACAGUCUUUUGAGGCCUAGCUAAGAGCAGCCUCAGGUUGUGUCCCCACCCCCCAAAUAUGUGCCGAUUCUGUGGGCCAUGACUUCCACAUUCGGAUAACUUUACACUUUUGAUCAUUGGCUUCAUAUUGCUAUUCGCUGUUCACCACACCCGGGGACUUCCUAUAAAUGGCACCUCAAAGGGAAGUAUUCCUAAUGUUUAGUUUCUACUUGUAAACUUUUGAGGAUUUUGAAGAUGUGUUCACCAGGAGUUGAACUAUUUCUGUGCUGGUAGAUGUUUGGAUGGUCUGCAUUAAGUACUUAGGGAAGGUCAGAGGAGUGCCUUUGUACAGUCACCUUACUUCUCUUUGUUGGCAUUGAAUCAUCUUACAGUGCUUCUGGAAGUGCCCAGUUCUUUUCUGUGCUGCACUGUUACCUGAGUACCCUCACCACGUAAUGUGGAAUAGUAGGAAAUGAGAAGAGAUUCAGUGCAAGGUACAUUUGGGUAACACACGAGGUAGGGUGUUUUGUUCUCCUGUUUUAAACAGUAUUUAGCUGGUAACAGUUUGUGUACCUAAUAAAAUAAUUCAAUACAUCAUCAAAUUAUUAGUAAAGCUGGGUCAAGCACCUUCUAAGUGGCUGCUGCAAACUUGCCACUAGGUGGCAGUGCCUAUGUAGAUGGAAAGAAAGUCACCACUAUUAUUUGACAAUAUUGUCAGCAGCUCAGGAAUGGUGAAAUAGAGGUGCCAGCCUCAAAGUUUUAAUUCUUUUGAAUUUUUAGCCAAAAGUUAGCCGGGAGAGUAAUUGUGUAGUUUAUUUCUGUCUUGAAUGUUUCCUACAGCUGUCUUUGUUUUUAACUCCAAAAUGACUCUAUGCUACCAGACUAGUUUCUGUUUAUGCAGUCAUAUAGCCAGAUCAUCAGCUCCCUUUAAGGAUUAAAUGUAUCAAUCUUUUACACUUAGAAAUGUGGACCCUGAUCCCUAAUCUCUUCUCCAUCAUGGAAUGUGGCAAAUAGAGUUAAGAAGUGCUGAGUAAGAGGUGCAUGACAGUAAAAUCCUAAGGCAGGAUUUUUAUAUUAAAAGGACCCCAUAUAUGUAACACCAGUAAAACAGGUCACUCAAUGUGCUUGCAUGUUUUUUUUUUUUUUUUUUUUCCAAUAUCUGUGAUCGGUAGACUUAGUGUUCAGCAUUUUCAUUUCUUGAUAUACUCAUUUAUAACUCAAUAGAAGUCUUGUAUCUCAAUUUAUAACUUGUCCUGUUUGGUAUAUUGUUUUAACUUGGGAAGGAUAAUUUGAAACAGGAUUUGAAGUUAAUUGAAAUAAUGGAAGUUGAAUUUAUACUCAACAUUCUUAUGAAAAGUCGUUUUUAACAAGUAUGAUUAAACUUUGUUUUUAAAAAUG
Molecule: messenger RNA, 2940 nt
Organism: Cricetulus griseus (Chinese hamster)
Lineage: Eukaryota; Metazoa; Chordata; Mammalia; Rodentia; Cricetidae
Source: RefSeq, a predicted model, not a curated record